GUAUUUAUAAACAUUUAAAAUCUUUCACCAUUAAAUUAUUUUUGACUUUAUUUCUUUUAAAAACUCAUUCUUAAAAAGUUUCAUGAGAAAUUUACUUUCUUUGGGAUUAAUCCAGUGAUUAAUGAAAGUAGGUUACAAAAUUACAAACGUUUUCAUAGCGUGUAGUAGGUGGCAGUUAAGUUGGGUUAGAGGGAUGUCCCGUUUUGCGAAUUUGGAUGUGGUUGUUCUCGUCUGCGAUUUGUGAACAUGAAUUUGUGUAUAAUUAUGUUACAAUUUUGAAGUUGUAAGGUAUUUUUAUCUCUUAUUUACAACGUUGGAGAAGUCUGGGAAAAAUAAUGUAAUAUUUAUGCGGAUGCAUAGGUUAUACGCACCAUAUUUUAUGGUGUAAUCUUAUAAACUGAAAUGUUUAUUUAUACCUCAAUAUUUUGAGUUGUAGAACUUUGAAAAACAGUUUAAAUGGAGUCUAUAUCUACAACUAAAAGACGUCGGAUCACACAGAAUAUUAGUAUACCAACAAUACAAUGUAAACGGGAGUUUAAUUUACCACACAAAUUUCCAAGCAAAAUUGUGGAAAAGAAGAAUGUUGUGCAGAAAGUACCAAAUGUAACAAAUGCUGUUAACAACUCUGUAACAUUGAAAAAUUUCAACACUUUGAAAAGCGAAAACUUCUCAUCACCUAGUAAAGUAACAAAGUUAAGAAUAAGAUCACAAGACGGUAAGGAUCUUGGAGAAGUGAAAGUAAAAUUUUUAUCACAAGAAAAUGUGUUAAAUACUAAAACAAUUACCUUCAGCAAAGCUAGUUUGAAUCAUACAAUAAGUAAACCUAUAAAACUUUCCAUUAUGUCAUCAAAUAAUUCAGGCACAAUAAUGAAUUACAAGAGUUUACGAAAUGAUGUUAAAAUGUCGAAAGUGGCUGCAAAAUUAAUUUCUUCUAACAACUUAAAAGCUGAUUCUGAUAAACAGUCUGAUACAAAAGAGAAAAAUAACAAUAAAGUACAACUACAAUAUGCUUUACCUACAGUAAAUAAAAUUAAGCAGCUAAAUAAUGAUAAAUUGAUAUUAUUAAAGAAUAAUUCUCAUAAAUAUUCUGAGAAAGUUCAAGAUCUAAGUAAAAGUAUUCCAAAAUAUGUAACAAUAAAGAAAAAUAAAAUACUAUUUGUAAAUAAUCAACAAAAACAUGAUUCUAAUAGUAAAAAAGAUAUAAACCACACAGAUGAAAAUAAAAGUAAAAUGAACACAUCAAAUAUUCAGCAGGAUUUAGAUUCUGUAAAACAUCGGAAAUUAACAGAAUCAAAAUUUCCUGUAGUAAAAUGUAAGAAAUUCUCAAUAUUCAAGAAUAAAAGGAACUCUGAUGAAACUUUUAGAUCUUGUGUGAACACCAAUAAUACUGAAUCAAUAACUAACGCUGACCCAAAAAAUUGUAUUGUAGAGAAGAAUAUUAAUUCAUUCAAAAAUUCAUCUAGUAUGAAGCCGGUUAAUAAUACAGAGCAUAAUACAAAUAUUUCUAUAAACCCAUUAAAUUCUACAGACAAAGUGAUUCAUGUAACUUUUCAAAAUGGAGAAAAGAAUAGUUCUGUAAUUUUAGAUAAGAGAAGUAUACUUAAAAAACAAGAUGAUAAAAUUACUUUGGUACCUGCAAGUAAUAAACAAUUAAACAGUGAAAGUCAAAAUGUGUUUAAUGAUAUGCAUAAGUCAAAUUCUGACCAAAAUAAAACAAUAUCUAAUAAUAAUAAUAGCAUAAGAGUUAAAGAUUCAAUUUGUAAUGUUCACCAAAAUGAAACAUUACCUAAUGAUGACAGCACGAAGAGUGAAAAUUCGACUUCUGAAAAAAGUAAUGAUAAGAGUAAAGCUAAUGAAACAGGUUCUGCUGAAAUUCCUAAACAGGACAAACUAUUGCAGCAUUGGAACAUAAUUCAAGAAGCAGUGAUAAGUGUGAAAGACGAGGAACUUCGAACGAAAGCUUUACAAGCCCUAGCGGAUUGUGGAAUAGGCAUGCCAAAACAAGUUCCAAUUAGUCCACCAGAAAAAUUAAAAACAGUUCAUGAUUCUCCAAUUCAAACAGAUGUAUUUGGACUAUUAGAUUUAGAAAAUUUUGUAUUAGUAAAAGAAGAUACACCUGUUUUGAAAAGAAUAAAACAAACAGAACAGUCAACUGUUCACCCACCUACUAUAAAUGCAGCAACACAAGUACAUUCUGUAGUGAACGUAAAUAGAAAUAUUGAUGAUAUAAAUUUAUUCCCAAGUUUGACUCCAGUAUGUAGCCAAGAUGUUCUUGAAUUAGAUAAUUAUUUCAAUGAAUAUUUUAGUGAAAAUACAGAUGUAGAUAGAGUUAAAAAAGUAUUAUCCACACACCAUUCAUUGUAUAAUAAAGUUUCCACCCAGCUGAAAAUUGAUCAUGAAGGAAUGCAACAAUUUGAUGAAUCAGGUAUGCUUAAUAUACAUAGAGCUGUGGUAAAUAACCAGUUGCAAGAAGUACAAAGACUGUUACUGGUACUACAAGCAUCUAAAAUCGAUAUUGAUGUACUCACAGAGGAUGGAGAGACGUGUUUAGAGUUAGCAGUUAAGUAUAAUUCAUCUGAGGAUAUAGUCACCGUGUUACUAGAAGCUGGGGCAAAACCAAUUACAUCUGAACUGUUGCAUGAAUCCGCGAUUCUGUUAGCAAGCAAAUGUUCUUCCCCAUUAUUGCCAGUUUUCCUGAAAUACGUAACAUAUCCUGAACUACUCAAUCAAAUGGAUUCCCUAGGAUUUGCCGCAUUGCACUAUUGUGCACUCUCUGGUAAUUUAGAAGGUGUCAGCGCUUUGAUAGAAGCUGGCGCAAACGUGAAUUUAAAAGAUAGUCGUUCGGGGAGAACUCCAUUCUUUCACGCUCUCGAAAAUAAUCAUGUACAGGUUGCGCAGAAGUUAUUGGUUAAUGGAGCAGUCGCGAAUCUCCCAAAUUUUUCCGGACAGACUGUUCUGGCUUUAAUAGACGAAACGAAGAGCCUUUCUAUAAAAGCUGCAUUGAAACAUGUAAUGACAACAUAGCUUUUUUUAUAUGGGAAGGUUAAUUCUAAUUAUAAGAAUAGUUUUAAAAAAUUACUACUUACAUCACAUCACAAUAACUAGUCCUUUAAUUAUUAGGUAAGCAACAAUUAUUUUGCCCGAUUAAAGCAAAAAGUAGUAAAAGAUUCAUUCUGUACAAAUUGAAAUUGUGAUUUGUAAAAGUAAUACUGUAAAUACAGUAGGAAUAUUGCAAUUUUAUUAUUAUAACGACGUAAUCAAACUUUUAACUUUUCUUUAAGAAUCAUUGUAUUGUUAGAUUUUUUAAAUCUACAACAAAUUAUUUUCUCAUAUACACGAACAGACUUUUUUCUGUUGAUAGUUUGUUAUAUAAAUGUUGUAUUAAGUUUUUAAUUAAUACAAUACAUCACGAUUGUAGUUACAGUUUUUAAAAAUUUACGAUUGGGUAUUUUCAUUAUUUUUUAUUAAAAGACAUUUUGAUGCUACUAAAGUGAUCAUACUUUUCAAUGUUUCAACGACAUUAUCAUUGAAUUAUUGUUAACUGAUUUUAGAAUAAUUUAUUUUAUCCAGAAUUUUGUUCUGUUUGUACGAUUACUGCCAAUUGUAGCUAUUCUUUUGUAUUUGUAGCAACUGUAAUAUUAAUAAACAGAUAUCAACAUUGAAAAUAAUGUACCUAAUAUAGUUAAUAAUGUCUAUUAAAUAAAUAACUAUUGACGGUAUCAUCAUAUACUGUACAAGAAUAACUCUACUAAUGAAAUAAAAAUAAUGCUUUCAUACCAAAAUUUA
Megachile rotundata (alfalfa leafcutting bee) is the source of this 3786-nucleotide messenger RNA. RefSeq lists its product as uncharacterized. NCBI's taxonomy places the organism in Eukaryota, Metazoa, Arthropoda, Insecta, Hymenoptera, Megachilidae. Gene Ontology annotation, molecular function: NF-kappaB binding. The record is from RefSeq and is a predicted model, not a curated record. Gene Ontology annotation, biological process: cellular response to tumor necrosis factor. Gene Ontology annotation, cellular component: cytosol.